CAGUGAAUCAGUUCAGCGGAGAGCGAGGAAGGUGUGCACGUCCUCCAUCGAGAACAUACGCAUUGCCUUUGCACCGUCCGUUCAGAUUGCAAGGGGAAUCAGCCGAUUUGCAAGGGUGUGAGUUGCCAACCUAGCUACACAGGCUGUCCGAAGAUCCAUCGGGAACCUCUCAUUUCUUUUUGAGGAGUUAUAGUUGCACCCCAAGAUAACCAGCUAGGUUGACAGCUAGCGAGGCUUUGCACGAUGGGUUCAUUCCCGGCGAUAGCAGUCCUCAUUCUGGGGAUCGCGGUUACACCUCUAUCAUGCUAUAUUAUUGAGGCCUUGGCGGCCAACUCUGGCACCGGUUUCGCCGUGGCAGAGCCACAGGUGGCCAUGUUCUGCGGGAAGCUCAACAUGCACGUCAACAUCCGCACCGGCCGCUGGGAGCCCGACCCCUCUGGAGCCAAGAGCUGCGUGGGAACCAAGGAGGCUUUGCUUCAGUACUGCCAGGAGAUAUACGCUGAGCUGCAGAUCACAAACGUGGUGGAAGCCAACCAGCCGGUCAAGAUCGAGAACUGGUGCAAAAAGGACAAGAAGCAGUGCAAGGGACACGCCCACAUUGUGGUUCCUUACAAGUGUCUGGUGGGCGAGUUCGUGAGUGACGUGCUGCUGGUUCCGGAGAAGUGCAAGUUCUUCCACAAGGAGCGCAAGGGCAGCUGUGACAGCCACCAGCAGUGGCAUGGAGUGGCCAAGGAGGCCUGUGCCAAAGGCAGCAUGGUGCUGCACAGUUACGGAAUGCUGCUGCCGUGCGGCGUGGACCGUUUCCAUGGCACCGAGUACGUGUGCUGCCCCCCGUCCCGCCUGGACGAGCCCGAGCCCCGGCCCCAGCCCUCCCAGGAGGAGGAGGACCAGGACGAAGAGGAGGACCAGGAGCAGGAAGUGACCGACCUGGACCAAGACGAGGAAGAGGAGGAUGAGACGGUGGAGGAGAUAGAGCCCCCCGUCGAGAACCUGCCCACCCCAAAACCCGACACCAUAGACGAGCAGCAGGAGGAGGAGGAUGAGGAGGAGGAAGACGUGGACUACGAGGAGUACGAGUUCGAGGACAGAGACAUGGUGGAGCAGGAUGACGACGAUGAUGACGACGACGAUGAGGAAGAGGAGAAGACCAAGAGCCGUGCCCAGGACAUGCCCGAGGAGGACAGGACCCUGCAGGAAGUCACAGCGGUGUGCUCUCUGCCGGCCGAGACGGGGCCCUGCCGCGCCUCCAUGCCGCGCUGGCACUUCCACACCAGCCAGAGGAGGUGCGUGCGCUUCCUGUACGGGGGCUGCGCCGGCAACCGCAACAAUUUCGACUCGGAGGAGUACUGCACGGCCGUGUGCCGGCGUCUGAUCCCGCCCACGCCCCAGCCCACGGACGACGUGGACGUGUACUUCGAGACGCCCGUGGACGACAAGGAGCACAGCCGCUUCCAGAGAGCCAAGGAGCAGCUGGAGACCCGGCACCGCAACCGCAUGGAGAGGGUGAGGAAGGAGUGGGAGGAGGCUGAGAGACAGGCUAAGAACCUGCCCAAGACCGAGAGGCAGACACUCAUCCAGCACUUCCAGGCCAUGGUGGAGUCCCUGGAGGAGGAGGCCGCCAGCGAGAAGCAGCAGUUGGUGGAGACGCACCUGGAGCGGGUGGAGGCCAUGCUGAACGACCGGCGCCGCUUCGCCCUGGAGAACUACCUGGCGGCCCUGCAGGCCGAUCCCCCCAGGCCCCACCGCAUCCUGCAGGCUCUCAGGCGAUACGUCAGAGCAGAGAACAAGGACCGGCAGCACACCAUCCGCCAUUACCAGCACGUUCUGGCCGUCGACCCAGAGAAGGCCGCCCAGAUGAAGUCCCAGGUGAUGACCCACCUGCACGUGAUCGAGGAGAGGAUGAACCAGAGCCUGUCACUGCUGUACAAAGUGCCCUACGUCGCUGAGGAGAUCCAGGACGAGAUCGACGAGCUCCUGCAGGAGCAGAAAGCCGACAUGGACCAGUUCCUGUCCUCCAUCUCGGAGUCGUACCCCGAUGUCACCGUGUCCUCCGAAGAGAUGGUGGACUUCCCCGUCUCGGAGGGGAAGCUCCACCGCCCCUUCCAGGUCACCUCACUGGGGUCCCACCAGGACCCGGAGGGCGUUCUGCCCGAUUCCCUGCGCUCCGUCAAAAAAGGGUCCGGUCUGGACGGGCUGAUUGGCGUUGAGGAGAGAGUGAUCAACAGCAAGGCCAAGAUCAACAACAACAACGCGGUGGUUGAUGAGUCUCUGGAUGUUAAAGAGGUGAUUUUCAGUGCAGAGAGAGUCAGCCGUUUGCAUGAUGAUGAUGAUGAGCUGGAGUCCUACCGGCCCUUAGGGGAUGAGUUCAGCUUCGGGAGCAGCGCUCUGAUUGGUCUGCUGGUGGUGGCGGUGGCCAUAGCGACCGUGAUCGUCAUCAGCCUGGUGAUGCUGAGGAAGAGGCAGUACGGAACCAUCAGCCAUGGCAUUGUGGAGGUUGAUCCCAUGCUGAGCCCAGAGGAGCGGCACCUGAGUAAGAUGCAGAAUCACGGCUACGAGAACCCCACCUACAAGUACCUGGAGCAGAUGCAGAUCUAGCCCGGGAGAGGAAGGUCGGAUUUUCGGAGAGUGGAAGACCAGGUGGAAUAUACUACUGACCAAUAACAGAACCGCUCACAGCAAGAGAUCAUCUUCCUGCCUGAGAAAUGCAAAAAAUUUGGCUCAUUAAAAAAAGAAAAGUAAAAAAAAUAUUAAAAUCAAUCCUUGAAUAAUGCUAUUACUUCUACUGUUGUACUGUAGGACUGUGUCUUCUCCCUUUUUCUCUUAAAAGGGCAAUCUAAUGAUAAUUGUGUUUUUUAAAUAAAAAUAUUCACGUGGAACGUGUGAUUUAACGGAUUGUACAACAGUAGUUUUCAGAUCGAGAUUACAUUAGUUCUUCAGUCGGGAGAGCUGGUUUGAAAAACACUAGGUUAACCAAGUGAGAGAACCAUUUGGAAUGAUUAUGUGUAAUUAAUUAACGAUCACAUGACAUGCAGCUUCUCAGUUCCAUCUUAGACCUGUCCAUGGAAAUGACAACCUAUAUUUUGAAAAGAUGUUAAAUUUCUUUUUUCCUUUUUAAUAGAUUGCUUGUAUAUGAAGGUUCUUUGUACUGAUUUUAACGUAUAGUAAAAAAAAAAAAAAAACAACAAAAAAAGAAAAAUAAAAUGUUUUUUUUUCUGUUCUUUGCUACCAUUAGCUAGGAACUAAACAUGUAUCUAAAACUUAAGUGUUUUUAGUCAAAAAUGUUUUUAUUUGCCCCCCCCCCCCCCCCUUCAACAAAUCCGAUUACUGUGUUGCCUACUAUCACCCCUGUCUCUCUGUGAGGAUGCGGUGAUGGUUGGAGGGAGGGAACGGACGACUGGUGCUGUGUUUGCGUGCUGUUCUGGCCUCCAGCCCCAUAGCUCAAGCACAGGCAAAUGACACCCUUGCAUUUUAAAACAAGAGCUUUGCAUUUGCUUUUUUUUAAGCUCCAUAAACUCCGCGGGACAAACACUCCGCUCCCCUGUUCCCCGCGGCGUCAGAGUGACGCUUCCCAUUCCCCUUUAGCGAUUUCUUUUUCCGCGUAUGUUCAAUCUAAACUGAUUUUAUUUGUUUAAGACGCUGGCUGAUGAGUCUUGGAUGGAGGGUUCUACACAGGCCCAUUGGGGGAGGGCGGUACAAAGUAAUACUGCCGAUGAUUUGCACAAAACCCUUUGUUAGCUACUGGGUGAAAAUACAUUUUAUUUAGACUAAAAUCGUGUAAAAGUACACAAUGCAGACCUUUUGUUCACCUAGUCUGGGUGUUGCCAUGCAGACAGCUCUAGACAAAAUGGCUGCUGGAAAAGUCACCCAAAGAACCACUGGGAGCUGGGGGCCCGGUUAAGACAGGCGAGGGCCGUGUUUUGGUACUGUGACCACAACAUGACCAUAAAGUGCGUUUCAGCUGAUUUUAUGGUGCGUUCAUUGUCCCCCAUAUGAUGUCAUCCGCAUGUUCCUCUUACAACCUCUUACCUUCGCUGUGGUCAGAGAUAAACGCGGCCCCAAGCCUGUCGAACUGGUUUAAAAUGAAAGGUGAAUUUGAUCAAAUUCUCCUUAUAAAAGAUGAAAAGAUACAGAGAGCUGAAUCCGUUUUAUUUUCUCAUAGUAAUAUCUUUGUAUGCCUGUAUAGUUGAUGUCGCGAUCAUGGCUUUCAUGGAGGACAACCUGUGGUGUGAAUUGUUCUUAUGAUAUAUAUUAUAUAUUUUUAAGUUUUUUUUUUUUAGUUUUGUUUUUUUUCUACAUUUCUUUUCUCUUAAUGUGUUGGUAACUCCUAUGUAUGUGGCUGUCUCACUAUGCACCGAUAUGGCUUCAAAUCUUGUAACAGCCUGCUUGAUUGCAGGGUGAGUAAGAAUGAAUUUAAAUAUAUAUAUAAAUCUAAACCUAAGCUACAUGAUGAUGAUGAUGAUGAUGAUAAUUAUGUGGGGGAACACAUCAAUAAACUCACUACUACUUCCAUA
This is a messenger RNA of Conger conger (European conger), 4511 nucleotides long. RefSeq names its product amyloid beta precursor like protein 2-like. NCBI's taxonomy places the organism in Eukaryota, Metazoa, Chordata, Actinopteri, Anguilliformes, Congridae. The transcript is spliced from 18 exons. The record is from RefSeq and is a predicted model, not a curated record. Gene Ontology annotation, molecular function: transition metal ion binding; heparin binding; serine-type endopeptidase inhibitor activity. Gene Ontology annotation, cellular component: membrane. The coding region runs from base 244 to 2595 and encodes 783 amino acids. Gene Ontology annotation, biological process: central nervous system development; axonogenesis.